AUGAAUAAAGUUAAGGGUGAAAAUAAUGUUCAACAUAAUCAAGAAAAUAUUAAAAAGUUAAAGAGUAAUUUAUCGUUUUGGUCCCCCUUAAACGAUAAUUUUAAUCCCCCAGACAAAAAAUCGACUUGCACUUGGCAUAAAAAUGUUGAUAGACUGACAACUCCUCAUACCACAAAAGACUGGAGAAGGACUUCGAAGACUCUCCCCAAUGCUUUGGCUGCAAUUGGAAAUACUCCCCUCAUUAAAUUGAACAAAAUCCCACAAGCAGAAGGACUAAAAUGUGAUGUCUAUGUAAAAUGCGAAUAUUUUAACCCUGGAGGAUCAGUUAAAGAUCGCAUUGGAGCGAGAUUAAUAGAAGAUGCUGAAAAACAAGGUCUUCUCAAACCAGGAUACACUAUUAUCGAACCAUCAUCAGGAAACACAGGAAUUGGUCUUGCUAUGGCAGCAGCAAUUAAAGGUUACAGAUGUAUUAUAGUCAUGUCUGAGAAAAUGUCCAACGAAAAAGUAUCUGUUCUAUCAGCGCUAGGAGCUGAAAUUGUACGCACUCCGGUAAAUGCAGAUUCAAACUCGGCAGAAGGCAUGUUUGGCACGACUUACAAAUUAAGGAAAGAAAUUCCAAAUUCCGUUAUUUUGGAUCAAUAUUCAAAUCCUGGAAACCCUUUGGCUCACUAUGAUACUACUGCCGAAGAAAUUUACGAACAAUGUGACAAAAAUGUAGACAUGAUUAUCAUUGGUGCAGGUACUGGUGGGACUGUUACAGGAAUAGGCAGGAAAUUCAAAGAAAUAUCUCCACAUACCAAAAUUGUAGGCGCAGAUCCUUUGGGGUCUGUACUAGCUCUACCAGAUUCACUAAACCGGACAGAAACUGAUUUUUAUGAAGUUGAAGGGAUUGGCUACGAUUUUGUACCUACCGUACUAGACAGAAGUGUGGUAGAUUUGUGGAUUAAAACAAAUGAUCAAGAAUCACUCCCUAUGGCGAGGAGGCUAAUAAAAGAAGAGGGGUUGUUAGUUGGUUCAAGCAGUGGUGCUGCUUUAGUGGCGGCUGUGAAAGCGGCAAAACAUCUUGAAGCUGGCAAAAAAGUCGUGGUUAUUCUUCCAGAUAGCAUUAGAAAUUAUAUUACUAAGUUUGCUUCAGAUCAGUGGAUGGAAGCAAGAAAUCUCAUGACACCUUUAAACACAUUGAAUCAUUGGUGGUGGGACAAGAAUGUAACUACACUAGAUUUAGAACCGCUGAAAGUUGCUACUACUAGUAUGACAUGUGAAAAAGUAUUGAAUUUAAUAACUAAAGCCAAAUUGGAUCAAAUUCCAGUUGUUGAUGGUGUCGGUGGAAUGGUUGGUAUGUUGACCUCACAAUUUUUAAUGGAGAAAUUAUUAACUGGAAGAAUACAGUCAAACGAAAGCGUAGAAAAAUGUAUUGUUAGAAUUUAUCCAAAGGUCCAGAAGACUGUGAAUCUCGGUGUUGUAUCAAGAAUUUUGGAAAAAGAACCUUAUGUUUUGGUUCUUGAUAAACAAGGUGAAGUUGAAAAACCUUUAGGUAUCGUUAAGCCCUUAAACUUGCUGCAAUAUAUUCAGAAAAAGGAAUAG
This is a messenger RNA of Psylliodes chrysocephalus, 1584 nucleotides long. The record is from the annotation of a GenBank genome assembly. Lineage: Eukaryota; Metazoa; Arthropoda; Insecta; Coleoptera; Chrysomelidae.